Abrus precatorius (Indian licorice) is the source of this 444-nucleotide messenger RNA. RefSeq lists its product as uncharacterized. NCBI's taxonomy places the organism in Eukaryota, Viridiplantae, Streptophyta, Magnoliopsida, Fabales, Fabaceae. The record is from RefSeq and is a predicted model, not a curated record. Bases 1 to 444 code for a protein of 147 amino acids. The transcript has 2 exons.
AUGUCAAAACAUUCCCACGCGCCGCCUCGACCACUCUACAAGCUGCCGUCGUGGUCACCAGACAUGGUACGAGACGAGGCGUGGGAGAGGCGGAAGGACAACCACCGGCACCGGUUGAGCAAGAGCCUCUCAGAGGAUGACUUGGAAGAAUUGAAGGCUUGCAUUGAACUCGGGUUUCGGUUCGAUUCGCCCGAAAUUGACCCGAAGCUGUCAAACACUAUCCCUGCUUUAACGUUGUACCACACUGUUAAUAAACAGUACAACAAUCACAAAUUAUCUAGGUCUUCCUCUUCAUUGUCCCGUGUCUCCGAGAGCAACAUUGCAAGCUCCAGCACCAUAUUCAACCCAGGGGAUGAUUUGGCUACAAAGAAGACUCGACUGAAACAGUGGGCGCAGGUGGUUGCUUGUGCGGUGCGACAAUCUUCUCCCUCUUCGGAUUCAUAA